Molecule: messenger RNA, 1099 nt
Organism: Hydractinia symbiolongicarpus
Lineage: Eukaryota; Metazoa; Cnidaria; Hydrozoa; Anthoathecata; Hydractiniidae
Exons: 2
Coding region: 157-570 (137 amino acids)
Source: RefSeq, a predicted model, not a curated record
UCACAUGAAAAAUUAAACUGUAAAACGAAAUCUCUAAAAAGAAAAAAGGCGAGAAAAAAAUGAUAAAGAACAAAAUAUCAAAGAAAAAUGUAAGAAUAAGAAAAGAAAAAGUAAACAAGAUUAAAGUGGAAAAUUUUAAAACGGUUAGAAGAGUAAAUGAAAGCUGCAAAAAUGUUACAGAAAAUUAUAUUUGCUUCAUAUCUCAUUACGUUCUUUCCCGUAAAAGCUGAGCAGCCAUUCUGCAAUUUACACACUUUAUUCCCAAUUAAUGACAGAGUUUUUAACAUAAGUAAAGAACACUGCGGAAGUCGUUUUGUUGUUUUAAAGACAACUUCAAACAAUUACAUCCAAUGUGCUGACGAAUGCUUACGCAAGAAGUUUUGUCUCUCCAUUUACUUUAAAAGAAGAACAGACGCAGUAGAUGAAAAUAAUUGUUUUGGUUUCAAAGACAAAACAGUUUAUUUAAAGCAAUGUCUAAUCGACACUCGUCCUGGUGAAAUUCAGUGUGAUGUACCAACUGUAGAAAACUUUUUCAUACAAUUGCAAGGUUGCAGUCGUGGUAACAUAUGAACAUGUAUCCUAGGGCAAGCGCUCGAUAAAGCACCAGGAAGAGCCCUCGAUAAAAAGAUGUCAUAUCAAAUACACUUGUUACUUGAUGUAACUACUGAAAUUGAUCUUGCUAGCGCUUAUUUGACGACGUAAUUACGAAACCUUUUUUUUAUUAUUCAUUUUAUUUUUUUUAUAUCGCGACGUUAAAUGUAUCGUUGCAAAUAACGCCCAAUGUCCGCAUAAAAAAAUUAUAAUGUGAGCGGGUCAGAGAAAUGCAAGUAAUAAUUAAAUGACGUUUUUGUUAGAACAAGCAGGUAGCUCUUAAAGUUAACAUAUAGAUUUCACUUUUGUGUUGUAUUUUACUUGAGAUCAAAGUUCUUGUGUUUCCGCAUGCACCCCUAAAGUAAUAAUAGCUCUAACGUGCAGACGUUUAGUAUUAGUAUUGUUUUUAUGACGGAAAUAUGCAAUGUAUGUAUAUAUAUAUCGUGGAGAUUUUGUAUUGUCUCAAGAUAUGGCUACAUAACAAAGAGGAAAUUUAAACGUUCGCAAU